GCACUAUUCUAUCUUACUCAAUCGCCGCGGACCCCACCAGGAUUUUUUUGAGAUGGAGACAGGAACAGGAAUAGUGCUGCUACUUAUGCUGUACACAGCAUGUGGAGCUGCUGUUGAAGUCAUCUCGGUAAAUGGCGUUAAACCUCCAAAGUCUUCCCCUGAUAUGUCUGGUUCGAGUGCUUCGUUCUCCAUGCCAGUGCAAUAUUCAAUGGCAGCACCGGCACUCGCUUCCGCUCAGAGAGCUGCAGCCUCCUUGACAUCGGCCGCACCAUCUUACGAGAUAAUCAGUACAACGCAGCGACCCACGUCUCCACCAUCACACACUGAUUGGAUUCCAAAACCAUUUAUCCAGCGUUCGAAGCCUCUCCAAGAUUAUGGCAGUCAACUACUCAACUCAAGACUACCAUAUAAUCGUAGAAUAUCAUUUUCUGCAGGGUAUGCCGCGUCUGAGCCACACUUCGAAUCCGACAAUGAAUAUGGACCUCAGUACCACUAUAAAUCUCCGACAUAUUCCUCAUUUCAACACUUUCAGCCUCCAAAUAUUCACCAAUCAUAUCCAUCCACAUAUGAGUCAUAUAUAUCAUACACACCACCACCAUCGUAUCAGCAGUACCACCAACAUUCUGCUUACUCCAAGCCAUAUUUAUUCAAACAUUUAAGUCAUUACAACCCUCAUGCUCACGAUUUGCUAGAUUUCCCAAUAUAUUCACAUAAAGGAGGUCUGGGCGACAGCUCAAGCUCUUAUUAUAAACUCAUGUUUCCUCUAGCUCUUCUGGGACUCGGCAUCCCGGCUAUUGGAUUAAUGUAUACAUACCUAAGUCGAAGACGUCGGCGCGAUUUGAAUUCAGAUUUUCAUCCAACUCCUGAUGACCUGCGGUAUUAUCUGAACAUUUUACAAACUGGCCUUCAGCGCUUCCAGGAAACUGUGGAUAAUGAAGGAAUUAUAAAACAGUAUCCUUAGCGCUUUCAACAGAGGCAUUGUAAGAAUCAGGAUGUAAGAACCAUGAUCAACGUGCUUGAAGAAACAUCAUGUAUAAAGUGAAACUAAUUACGAAGGUUUUAAUAAGAUUAUAUGAAAUUGAUUUGGCAGUGAAGAUAUACUCCAUGUAAUCUGUUAAAAGUCCACCGACAAUUCAGAGGAACAUGUUGCCUCCAUUAUCAGAGUUGAA
Messenger RNA from Cryptotermes secundus, 1169 nucleotides. RefSeq lists its product as uncharacterized. Lineage: Eukaryota; Metazoa; Arthropoda; Insecta; Blattodea; Kalotermitidae. The transcript is spliced from 2 exons. Bases 53 to 961 code for a protein of 302 amino acids. The record is from RefSeq and is a predicted model, not a curated record.